This is a messenger RNA of Pocillopora damicornis (cauliflower coral), 1896 nucleotides long. Its product is annotated as putative inactive peptidyl-prolyl cis-trans isomerase-like 6. The record is from RefSeq and is a predicted model, not a curated record. Gene Ontology annotation, cellular component: cytoplasm. Gene Ontology annotation, biological process: protein peptidyl-prolyl isomerization. NCBI's taxonomy places the organism in Eukaryota, Metazoa, Cnidaria, Anthozoa, Scleractinia, Pocilloporidae. Gene Ontology annotation, molecular function: peptidyl-prolyl cis-trans isomerase activity.
UCACUCAUGUUCUGACCAAGCGUCUGCUAUGCAUUUGUUCAAUUGCUAAAACUGCAUAACAUCAGUACGAAAUGAUGGAAAAUUGGUCGUGAAAUUAUUCGUAACUGACGUUAGAUGAGCAGGUCAUUAUAACUGCGGUUCCGAGGUCACGUAUCCGUUAUGCUGUACUUUGUCCUUGUACCACGUGGUUCCUGUUUUUCACGUACGCUUCACAUGAUUGAACGUGAUCCACCUAACGUGAGCAUGCGUAGAGCAUUGUUGUUAUGACAACAACGGCCCGGGGAUCUCAGAAUAACAAGGAUAAUGGCGGACAUACACACGAUUUCUGUGGUCGGUCUCCUUAAAGAUGCCGAAUUUCACAUGAUUAAAGGAGCUGCAGAGCAACUUAGCCAGAGGGAACCCGAUGUUUUCACCGAGCCUUACGUCCUGGGUUUGUUGGAGUGUGAUUGGGAUACGUUCAUUCGAGAUAAGAAGAAGGAAAUGAGAAAAGAAGUUUGGGGCUUUCAAGAAAAUGUCAUUGUGUUUUUCGAUGAAGAGUUGAUUGGAGGACCUGACGAUUUUAUAAAAUGGGCCUUGGAUACCCAUGGAUAUAGAGAGUUCAGGCCUCUUCCUUUAUGGCAUGCCAUGGCUAAAGAAGCAUACAAGGACCAUCUACUUGCCACCAAGCAUCAGUUUGUUUACUUGGACAUAGCAGUGGGCCACCAAAAGAUUGGACGACUGUUGAUUGAGUUGUUCUCUGAAAGACUACCUAGGACAUGCGACAAUUUUCGCGAGUUGUGUGUAGGAAGUCAGACGGAAUCAGUGCGGCAUGAUCCUCCUCUGAAGCUGUGGUACAAGAACUCAAUAUUACACAGAAUAGUUCCUAAUGGCUGGAUACAAGGCGGAGAUAUAGAAGGAGGAAAAGGAACCGGAGGAGAGUCAAUAUAUGGGCCUCUUUUUGAAGAUGAGGACUUUUCCAUACCGCAUGGAAAGAGAGGUAUUGUGGGUAUGGCCAACAGGGGCCGGCAUACAAAUGGAUCUCAGUUCUUUAUCACGUUACAGCCCGCUCCUUGGAUGGACACGAAAUAUGUUGCUUUCGGACAAGUAAUUGAGGGUACAAGAGUUCUUGACGAACUGGAAAAACAAGAGACGUUCAACGAACGGCCCAAGUCCACCUGUGUAAUUGUGGAUUGUGGAAUAUUCGAUGUGGAACGCCUUUGGGACACCUCUAGAUAGAUAAUUUACUUUGAAAUCAAAGCAAUCCUUAAUUCACUCUGAAUCACUUACAGCUGCUAGAAAAAGGCAGCUGCACAGAUUACUUAGCUACAUUAGUUCAGAGGUUGUUAGUGCAACAAAAUUUCCAACAGAGUCAUUAUUUUGAAAGCAAAGGAACACGUGUUAUUUAAUUUUCAUGAAAUUCGAGCCUAGCACCUUAUGGAAACCUUAAUGUGCAAUUUGGAAUGUUAAUGACUUGCACUGAAUCUUUUCCUAUUUUUCUGUUGCGUGUUUAUAGGGAUUACUGUAGGCAAAAUUACUCAAUGAGAAGUCGACUGAAAACAACGUAGUCAACAGGUUAUUACACAUCAUGCGACAACAAUCGAUUCUAAUUAUUUGUGUACUUGAUAUACAUUUUUGAAGUGAAAUUGUGAGUUAUUUAAAGGGAACCGCGCGUACAUAUAGUUUGCCAAAGGCGAGUAUGAAAAAAGGAAAAUGUAAUUUUUUUACGAAACUGUAACUUUUAUUAUAAUUCAUCUUCCUGUACUUUUUCACGGUCAUUUCAAGAGGUUUCAAUUGCAGAGAGGAAUGAAAGAUGUCUUUCUUACUUGUAUUGUAUUAUAGUAACCCAACUAUAUGAUUUUAACUGAUGCAGAAUUAUGUUUUGAAAGAUUACGAAUAAAGAUCACUCUUGGACAGAAA